Messenger RNA from Peromyscus californicus insignis, 3461 nucleotides. RefSeq names its product undifferentiated embryonic cell transcription factor 1 (gene Utf1). Lineage: Eukaryota; Metazoa; Chordata; Mammalia; Rodentia; Cricetidae. The coding region runs from base 2329 to 3333 and encodes 334 amino acids. The record is from RefSeq and is a predicted model, not a curated record. The transcript has 2 exons.
GGAAAUAUACCCAGCCCAGAACUGAAAGCCAUACUUCCAGAUCACACCACAUUCUUGGUGACAUUCACACCCUCACUAUCACAGUGACCAGGUCAGGGAGACUCACCUCUAAUUCAGCUGUCCUCUCCAAGGCCAAGACUUCUGAUGACCACAGCUUGUUUGCCCACAGCACCAAUGUGGGGGAGGGGUUCCCUGCUGUAACUUGUGCACCCCAACCAGUUUCUACUGAUCAGCCCAUGGACAGGACAGAGCUGGCUCGUUCACUUGACCACCCAUUGGGACCUCUCCUGAGCUUCCAAGGUGUCUGAGACAUGAAGGGGGUGGGGAGUAACUUGCAUCUCAAUGUACUCAUUCAGGACACAGUGGAGAGACAGGCUUAGGGCCAGGGGCUCCUAAGUGUGUUUACUGGAUUGUUGUUGUUAAUGAAAGCUAGCAGGUCCUUAGGGGCUUAACAACCUAUCUGCCUGGUGGUUAUGCAGAGGAAAAAAAAUGACAGCCAUUGGCCUUCAAGGCUCAGGGAUUCUCACCUCUCUGGUCCCUACCCUGUGCUGAGCCUGGAGUCAGGUCUCCUGAGUACUGAGGGAAGUUGAGGGAAGCCUCCAACACAGAUGGGAGUUUAACUACCCUAAAACCACAGUACUGAGAGUAAGCUCAAGAUGGACAUACGGUGUGUUUAAAGAGCAAAGAUGAUCCCCCUACCAGCUGCCUUGCCCUAGAGCCACUAGGUACCAUCACUGUGGGGCUUGAGCCAGGUGAUGAAGACCCUGAGGACAACUGGCUGUAACUCAUAAUACUGUCCCAGGCAGCUAGGCUUGGUAUGGCUAGUUAGAAGCCACUCUGGCCUGUCCCAGUCAUGCCUCGGUCUUUGCUCAAGCCCCUGGCUACAAAUCACUAAUAAUGAAAAUGAAACAGUAGCUAGUCUUUGCUGAUGCAUUGUAGCAGUGCAUCCCACAGCAGACUGCUAAAAUCCCAGAGGUAGUAGGUAGGAUACAAGAUUCCACUGAUCUCUGUAAAACUAGGGCUUGUAUAGCUAAACUAGCACACGGGUCACUAGGAACUCAUUUCCCAUCUUUAUAUAAUGUUUCUUUUUCUUGUCUUACUACACUGGCCAAGAAUUCUACACUAAGACUAACUUUGAGCAUCCUUUUCUUGUUUGUUUUGGUUUGGUUUUUUUGAUACAAGUUUUCUCUGUGUAGCCCCAGCUGUCCUGGAACUCACCCACUCUGAAGACUAAGGGAUCAGUCUGCCUCCUGCUCCUGAGUGCUGGGAGUGCUGGUAUUAAAACCAUGCUCCACCGCUGCCCAGCUCCCUUUUGUUGGUCUUAACUUUGGGGGAAGAGGUGAUACUGUCACCUUUGUUAGUAGAUACAUUUUACUAUACUAAAGAGAUUCAUUGUAGUGUAUGUGAACUAAGACUCCAAUCCCAAUAGCCGGCCAUUGAUCUCUAUCAAAUCUAGCAUCCAAGUGGCCUCCUUACAGGAACCUGCCACUGUUAGCUAGAUCAGUAAAUUAGAUACAAAACAUGUCCAUCUCCCAAAGCCCACAGCCAGAUGAAAGCAGGGAAAGUAACACAGCCAUGCUAAUUACAUGGAAAAACAAAACAAAACAAAAACACAUUCCGGUGCCCUAGACAGAAAGGGUGCCAGAGUUUUGUGUUUGGAGGUAUUCAUGGGCUGUUUGUGGGUAGUGAUUAAUGGGCAUAACACAAAUAUAAAAACGAGCUGUCCUCCUCACUCAGUCUUAUUAUAUUGUACUUUAAUUAAUUUUUUUUGGUUUCUCCAUUCUUUUUGUUUGUUUGUUUUGUUUUAUUUUAUUUUGUUUUUCGAGACAGGGUUUCUCUAUGUAGCCCUAGCUGUCCUAGAACUUGCUUUGUAGACCAGGCUAGCCUCGAACUCACAGAGAUUCUCCUGCCUCUGCCUCCCCAGUGCUGAGAUUAAAGGCGUGGGCCACUACACCUGGCUGAUUAAAUGUUUUUUGUUGUUGUUUUUUUAACUUAAAAAAAAAAAGGUUUUUUUUUUUUUACACGUUCUGAUUUGUGUAAUGGGGCAAAACUCUGUUCUCUGGGCUAGGGCCCCUAAAGAAAGGGCUAGAAAAGGGAUGGGGGAGAAAACGCAAGGUACAAGCACCUGCAAAAAGGAACUAGGUGGGCAAGAGGGGCGGGCCGAGGAGGGGCGGGGCGGCGGGACGAUGGGAGGGUCUCCUCGACCCAGUUCAGACGUAGAGGACGGCGGCGUGGGGUCCUUACAGCGUGUGUGGGAGGCUCUGCAGGAGCCCUCUUUCCCGGUGAGGCUAUAGCCUCAGAACACACGCACCUCCACUUUCCUCCGGGAUGCUGCUUCGUCCCCGGCGGCCGACCCCAUUCUCGCCACCGUCGCCAGCUAGCCUCGACGCCGAGCUGCGGCCGGCGGGGGACGUCCGGGAGACUACGUCUGAUGCCUUCGCCCCCACUCCGGGCGCGAUGGCGGAGCCUGGUUCGCCCAAGGCUCCCGUGUCCCCGGGCUCGGCGCAGCGCACUCCCUGGAGUGCCCGAGAGACGGAGCUACUUCUGGGCACGCUGCUGCAGCCGGCCAUGUGGCGCUCACUCCUGCUAGAUCGCCGGCAGGCUCUACCCACCUACCGCCGCGUGUCGGCCGCGCUGGCCCGUCAGCAAGUUCGGCGUACGCCGGCUCAGUGCCGCCGCCGCUACAAGUUCCUCAAGGACAAACUUCGAGACUCCCAGGGCCAGCCGUCCGGGCCCUACGACGACCAGAUCCGCGAGCUCAUGGGGCUGCUGGGUGACGAUGGGCACCGGCGGGUCCGCCGUCGCCCUACGGGACCUGGACGUCCCCAUCGCCGCGGCCGGGCGACCCUCGCGGUGUUAACUUCUGCACCCACAUCAGUCGAGCCAGGGGCUGCGGGAGAUGCCGACCCCGCUUCUGCGCUCAGAUUCAGCUCUUCCACUAAGAGGUCCGCAGAUGCCCGCCGCAAUACCAGCUCCCCUACCCCUACGGCCCUCGGCACUCUGACUCCUGAGCCUGGCCAUGCCCUCGGAUCCUCCCCGCCACCAACCCACGACUACGACAUGGAGGGCCCGAAUGAGCCUCCUGGCCUUCCCCAGGACCGUGCUUCCCCGCAGGUAGCGCCCCAGUCUCUGAACACCGCUCUGCUGCAGGCCUUGACGCACUUGGGCGACAUCUCGACAGUUCUGGGCCCACUGCGCGACCAGCUGGCGACCCUGAACCAGCACGUGGAGCAGCUGCGAGGUUCCUUUGACCAAACAGUUUCCCUGGCUGUGGGCUUCAUUCUGGGCAAUGCAGCCUCCGAGCGGGGCAUCCUUGGGGACCUGCGCCAAUAAAGCCUUAUUUGUCGUCAGUUCUCCCCUCCAGAGCUGACCCCUCCCCCAGUCUACCUCGACCCCAGUUAGUGUCCCCACCCCAACCCCAAACCUAGGUUCUUAAAAUAAAGAUUGUGUUUUCUACUUAA